This is a messenger RNA of Sipha flava (yellow sugarcane aphid), 2616 nucleotides long. RefSeq names its product homeobox protein vnd-like. Gene Ontology annotation, biological process: cell differentiation; regulation of transcription by RNA polymerase II. Gene Ontology annotation, cellular component: nucleus. The coding region runs from base 226 to 1680 and encodes 484 amino acids. NCBI's taxonomy places the organism in Eukaryota, Metazoa, Arthropoda, Insecta, Hemiptera, Aphididae. The transcript is spliced from 5 exons. The record is from RefSeq and is a predicted model, not a curated record. Gene Ontology annotation, molecular function: RNA polymerase II cis-regulatory region sequence-specific DNA binding; DNA-binding transcription factor activity, RNA polymerase II-specific.
UCGGUCACGCCAGCGAUACGGCAGUUGUACGCGACACGACGACGACAAUUGUUUACCGACAAACGCACUGCCGUGGAUGGGUCCUCGGUCGAAGUGAGAAAUAUCCGCGGCAACAUAUCGCCGUAUUCAAACGACCAUCGGCCGUCGAUCGUUAGGUUCCGGACCAUCGUAUCGUCCGCAUCGCUUCUCCCGACCGUCCGGUGAUCCUCGAACGGCCCUGGCGACAUGUACCACGUGCACCACGAGCACGACGUCCUCGCCGUCGGCGACCCGAUGGUAUUGCAGCACCAUCACGUGCACCAGGACCAUCACGGUGGUGGUGGCAGUGGCAGCGGUGGUGGCGGUUGCGUCACGUUCAUGCCGGUCGUCGACCAACAGCAGCAGCACCAGCAACAACAGCAACAGCAACAACAACAUCAUCUGCAGCACCAACAUCACCAUCAUUUGCAGCAGCACCACCUGGACCAGCAGCACCAAGACGGAAUGCAUCUGCAGCAACAGCAACCACCGCAACAACAGCAACACCAUCACGAGGCCAACAAUCCGGGCAUCGGAGGUGGUGCCGCGGUCCCUUUCCAGGAGCCGGUUGGCGGCGGCGGCAGUGGCGGCGGUGGCGGAACUCAGACGGCCGGAGCGUACGAGACCAGCUGUUGGCAGAUACUGCCGCCCGACUAUCCGUACGACGACGACCUGCGGUACGACAGACUUUUGGACAGUAUAAAAAUGCCGAGCAGUCAAACGCGACCGUCGGGUUUUCACAUUUGCGACAUACUGGACUUGAACGACGGCAAAGUGAACUCGACGGACAAUACGAACACGACAUUGGGCCCGCAUAUAAAUGCAGCUCCCGACGUGCACAACGUCAGCUCGGGCUUCCAGUUCCCCAGCAUCUUGCAAUCGUCCGCCGACCUGUUACACCAUUGGCCCACAUCACUUACUGAACUCCGAGGAUUCGGCAUGAGCCACGGGACUCAGCAAGCCAGUCCGGACAGCACGUCACCGGGGGUGACGGACCUGACGGAUACGUCGAGCACGCCCAGCGGCCUGGCCGCAGACACUUCGGUGGUGAGCGUGGGCGGCGGCGUGGGCGGCGGUCCGGGAUCGGGUACGGCCGGUGGUAAGGACGAGCCGUCCGAGAUGGACGGCGAAGAGAUGGACGACGAUUUCGACGACGAGCCAGGGACCGCAGGCGGAGAUCACGACCGGUCCGGUUCGUCCGGUGCCGGCGGACACCCUUCCGACGGUAACGGAACGGUGCACAAGAAACGCAAGCGCCGCGUACUCUUCAGCAAGGCACAGACGUUCGAGCUGGAGCGCAGGUUCCGGCAACAGAGGUACCUGUCGGCACCCGAACGCGAACAUUUGGCGUCCAUCAUCCGGCUGACUCCCACCCAGGUGAAAAUCUGGUUCCAGAACCACAGGUACAAGACGAAACGGGCGCAGCAGGAGAAGGGCAUGCACGUGGACCAUCACGCGGCGGCCGCGGCCAACGCUCUGUCGUCGCCCAGACGGGUGGCCGUGCCCGUGCUGGUGCGGGACGGCAAACCGUGCACCAACCAGCAGCCCGGAGCGGCCGGCGGCGGCGGCGGCGGCGGUGGUGGAGGCAAAUCCGAGCAAAUGGUGCUGCCGUCGUACUCGCACCCGCUGAUGCACGGCCAGACGCCCAGAACGUGGUGGUAAUAGCCGCGCGGUACGACGGUCGCCACCACGACCACUCUCUGUACAGUGUACUUGUCUUCCUAAUACGGCCGCGCAUUGCACACGUGUGUAGUACCCACCUAGGUGUAGGCUGUUGUGUAUUCGCAAACGUUUAAUGACAACAUUAUGAUUUCCUCCGCUGCGGUCGUCGUGCACCGCGCCCAUCGGGGGUUGUUUGGUCGUUCACCGGAGUGCCCGAGCGUGGCUCGACCGUGAACAUAUACGAACGACGCGUAACAUUUUUUUAGUAUAACCUUCCGACCCCCGUGCGAACGUGACCGAGUCCAAGUCCAAUAACGUUGUUUCGGUGUACAGUACGGUCGUGUUGCACGCGAAAAUCGCGAAAAUCGCCCCGGACCGGUACGUGUUCCGUUGUACGGGCGAGCGUAAAAUCUGCGUCACGUUAUUGCGCGGCACACGCGUUUCGUCUGAGGAUUAUUUUCGCGUCCAAGUUUUUUCCGCGACCACCAAACAACAACGGAUCUAUCACAUCGUAACACGUAACUCGCAACGUGCCGCGCCCGACAACUCGCUUGUACGUAGUGUAUAUUACGUUCAUGUGCAUACACGUCGCGAGUCGGUGUCGAUCAUUGGCGGCAUUAUAAAACAUGUUAUUGUUAAAUAGUUAAAUCGUUUUUUUUUUUUUUCUUAUUUUACUUUUCAAUCCUAUACCGUCGGUACGGCCCUUACGGCGUUGGGAUCCCGUUCGUGUACGCGUGUGGCCCGUAAUAAACCAUGUCCCCCUCCACGUUCUCGUUUGGUUAAACAAAUAUUUAUAAACUAUAUAAAUACAUAAAUUAUUAUUAUUAAUAAUGAUAUGAUGUUUUGUCGAUAUUUAGAGUACAUAGUCUAUUCAUUUAUGUAUACAUUACUCGGAGAAAAAACAUUAUUCAUUUGUAAAGAACAAAAAAAAAAAUC